GAAGAUUCGUAUUAUAUUUCGAUCGAGCCGCUCGAGAUCGUUUACACGAGUGUGAAAUACCGAUAGAGAAGAAAAGUCGGCUAUGACUUUUCGAGUUAUAAGUAUGAAUAUAUCUAGAUGUCAUGUGUGACAAGUGACAGCUAAUCAACGUCGCGCUUCAGCGGAAUUAAUAACGCAUCGCGAAAGGUGAUUGGCUACUUGUCAUUCUCCCAAGAACCUCCGAACAUUUCCGUUUACGUUCAUCGUUCGGUGAAAUUCGUUCAUAAACUUGUGUGGAUUCGCGUUCAUAUACAUAUAUGCGUAUACCUUAAAAAUACACGUAUAUACAUAUGUAUACGCGUAUGUAUAUGAAGGUAUGAUGGAGCUUCAGAAAUGGGAUCUUUGUGUUUAUUAAUAAUUUUCCACGACGUUGUGUGAAGUACGAAUCCAGAAACUUAUCGCAAUUAGCCGGUACGAUUAGGAACCGUCGACGAAGCUUUUUGUAAAUUUCUUUUACAUCCAACGAUUGCUUCCUACGGUUUCGAUUUGGAGAUUAAUCGUAGCGGCUCUCUCGAAACAUGCACAAGAAACGGGAGAUAUAAUCUUAUUAAAAUACGGUUCUGCGAUUAAUUGUUCGCCGAAGGUAUAGGAUAAGAUUUUUCAUACACUUCAAUUGUCAAAAUGGCUGCAUCCUUGUCAGCUUAUUGGGUGAAGUUUUUUAAAGGAGCUGGAUUUCCACAAGAUGUAGCCACUAAACAUGCAGUCGUAUUCUCCAAUAAUCGUAUUAAACCAGACAUGUUACCAGAUUUAGAUAAACCUAGUCUGAAAGAAAUGGGUAUUACGUUAAUGGGUGACAUGAUAGCUAUUUUGAGAUAUGCCAAGAAAGUUGUGGAAGAAACAACAUGCGAGAGAUUUUUAGUCGAUUCAGAAGAUGUAAUUUCAACUCCUAAAGUUACUUCUUGUAACCUGUUGAUGAAACAACCUGUUGUAAAGAAAGUAGUAAAAGAUACUGGAAGUAAGACGACGGUUUCAUUAGCUUCAAAAACAGAUCUUACAAAAAAGAUAAUUAAACCUCUAUCUACGACAACAAAAAAAAUUGUAACUGUAAAGAAACCAAUUUCUGUAUCGAAUACUAUUAAUCAAAAACAAACUACCGCUAUCAAAACUCCUAUCAAAAGAAAAUUAGUGUCAGAUGAAAUAUAUGAAGAUGACAAUGACGAUUGGGAUAUCGUAGAAAAGAAAGCCAAGGCAACAAAUGGCAAGGAUAACAGCAUUGACUAUACCAUAACUGUUCCAAAAUCAUCAAGUGUAAGAACUCCAGUACUUAAAAAAUCUGUCGAACAAAAGCGAACAGUAUUUGACAGAUUAGGUGACAGUUCUGUUACUAGCACAACCAAUUUAGCUGAUACAGCAACUACUUUCAACAUUACUGGUGUCAGCAAAGAUGUAUUCAAAAGAUCAACUAGUGUAUUCAAACGUCUUGGUGACAUAGAUGAUAAAAGAGAUCAUGUAGCUACUGCAGGAAUACUUAAAAAUGGAUCAGGAAUCACUAAUUCAACAGGUAUAUUGAAGAAUCGGAUAUCACCUACUGUACGUACAACGAUUGUAACGACCAAGAGAAUUAUACCCAAAACAACUGGUACUAUGCAUGCUGAUCAUGAAGCCAACAAAAAGAUUACUUUGAACAACAAAAACCGUAUACUUAAAUUGAAAAAAGAUGUAGUACUACCUAAUGUUACACCAAGCAGUGAAAGGAUCAACAAAUCUGCAGUUAUAUCUGGCAAAUUAGCUUCGGAGCGACUUAUCUCUAUACCAGCUAAGGCACGCCUUGGCACGACCACUGCCAAACAAGUGACUUUUAGUAAGGAGACGAAAAUGACACAUGUCAAGAAAGCAGACGUAUUCAGUCGUCUAGGCCUUUAAGCUGGGUAUUCUUUCUUUAUUCUCUCUUAUCAGUCGCGAGUGAAUAGCGAUCGAACUGUUUGUAUAAAAUAAUUCCCCCCAAUUGCAUCGACAUUGAUUAAUGCUAACGAAGGAUUAAUUUGAUUUCUUUUUUCUGUUAUGAUAUACAAGAUAUCGCUAAUCAGAGUCGCUUGCAAAACUACUGCGAGAGUGUUGUUGCAAAUAGUGCAUAUGGUGUAAAUAUAAUAAAAGAGACAUUGACGUUUUAUAUUUA
This is a messenger RNA of Nylanderia fulva, 2155 nucleotides long. RefSeq lists its product as uncharacterized. The record is from RefSeq and is a predicted model, not a curated record. Lineage: Eukaryota; Metazoa; Arthropoda; Insecta; Hymenoptera; Formicidae. Gene Ontology annotation, cellular component: nucleus.